AUAGUUGUGGAGGUGUCUCGAUACUGUUGGCGCGCUUGUACAUCUUUCGCUAUUAUCUGUGGAUAUUCGAUGUAUUCGCGGUGGUAGGGGGAUGCAAAAUUCGCGAGAAGGAGACAGGAUGGGAGUUGUUGGGAGUAAAGCCGAGUAGAGGAGAUGAAGGAAUGGAAUGGAUAGAAAGGCUCGGCAAGUGCGCGCGCCUGCGAAAAUCAAAAUCAAUGUAGUCGGCUCGCGCGGUUCGCUCGGAUUGCCCACGCCCUAGUCCACCGCGGUCCUCCACAACAUUCGGGCUACAUCAUCAGUUGCGAUAAGUACGCUAGGGGGUAACCAAUCUGGAUGACAGCCAAUGUGUGCCAGUGUGAUCGUGCUAAUCGCGCCGAUCGAAUCCAUUCAAACGCUGCUCCGUAACUCGCACUGUAUAUUAUUAUUAUAAGACAAGUUCAAUUUAUUGUACGAGUUACGGAUAAUUAUCUUGGGCAAUGAGUAGUCGUGAUGUAAUAAAUCCCGAGUGCACGAGACGAGACGAAUUAUUGGCAAGCUGGUGCUAAAUAAUACACAGGCCUCCCAUUGUACCUCGUAGUGAGCGUGGAUGUGGGAGUAGAUGUGUGUUGUCUAUGUUGUUGGUCUGUACACAAGUGGUGGUGGUGCGUAGCCAGCCCCCGAGUCGAAAGAGAUUAACCCAGCAUCGUAUCGCGGAACGGUCAGCCGCGACCUCGUGACGACCCCACCGUAUAGAUAGACACACAACAACCAGUCUCAGCACGACCCCGUAGUGGCAGCAGCGUCGUAGGGAGUAAGAGGUGAACCCUGUGAGAGCAUCCAGGAGAGAAACCGCACCCUCGUGAGCAGCUUCAGGGACAGUCGGUGGACAGUGGGAGUAAGACCGCGAGCUGACACAGAUAAACCUGUGUAACAACAUUCGACAGCACAUUGUCACACUUAAAUCCCGUUCACGCAAUGGGACACCCGACAAAGACUCGGAUUUCCCUGUCCCGAACCACGAGGGACAGAUCCAGUGACUUUGCCGCCUCGGAAAAAUAAUUUAUCACGAGCUGUCUUCUCAACCAACAAAGAUGUAUGUGCAAGAAACGAUGGACAAGACUUAUCACCCACCGGCUCUCACUCAGCACUCGCUCGGUUCGAGAGAACUCACGCUCUUUAGCCGGAGAUCAAACUUAGAUACCCGCUGAAUCUGUUCCGUGGAUUUACCUCCAGUGAUUGAGUGGUGAUAAUAUUAUUAUUAUAUUUUAAUUAUCGCUUUAAAUACUAGUAUUAUUAUAUAAUGGAUAUGUACAAAAGUUAAUCUCUUUAUCUGUGCGUGCAUACCCCAAUUGUCCUGCGCUUCUGUGUGCACUCCCUCUGUCGAUGAGAUAAUCCCUGGACGGUCGACGUGUCCGAUGUAUAAAUAUUUUUUAAUUUCGUGGUAUUGUCAGCGACUUGAUAACAGUAACAACAACAACAACAACAACCAGAACAUUGACAAUAAUAAAAGUAUAUAUAAGUGCAAUGGGGUUGUGCCGCAGACGAUAUCGACGAAGAUCCAGACACCGUAGAGGCCACAUUAAUCAGACAACAAACUCCGAAGAAUCACCUUACCUCUACCUUUUAGUUCGAAAUAACAGGCAGUAUGCGAUGCGCGGUUAACGGAGGUACGGACGCGUUGUCGCACCAACGCAACAUGUAUUACCAUACUGUAUCAUCGGCAUCGUCAUUGUCAUCAAGCUGGACGUCAACAAGAGCUACGGGACCGAGGACAACUACAACAUCAGCAGUAGCAGCAUCAUCACCACCACUAGCAGCAUCACCAGUAGCAGUAACAGAAGCAACAAGAGCAACAGCCGCUCAUCUACUUGAGCCUCGAUGUCGGGGUUUACAAUGUCCACUAGGGGGAUCAUUUCAUUGCUGAGUAAGUGUGCUGACUCGCCAUCACUAGUAGUCGGUCAGUCAUUCAGUCAGUCAGGUGAUGAAAUUACAAUAAAAAUUGGAUGCUCACUAGAACGAGGACAAGAUCCGUAGGAUGUAGUUGACGUUGCUCGUCCCUUCGGAGAGAACGCGAGCGAGCGUUGCAGAGGGUGGCGAGGGUGAUAGAAAAGUAACGAAAAGUACGAUACGACGACGAAGAAGAAAAAGAAGAAGAAAAAAAAGAAAAAGGAGGAAAAAAAAAAAAGGCAGAAGGGCGGAUUAGGCACUUUUGGAAUUUUUCGAGGGUUGCGAAUGCGUUAUAUGCAGCACCCUAAUAUCUGUUGGUUGUGUUCACUUGACGACGCACUGGGGGGUGAAACGACAGUGACGACUUUAACGCCAAGCCGGCGUUAAUACCUCGGUGAGAAGGAGAGACGAGUUAAGAGGUAGAGAAGGAACAAAAUAAAAAAAAAUAGAUAACGAGACAGAGACAGGAAGCGGAAGAGGAAGAGAGAUUGAGCGAGUGGUAAACGCUCAUAAGUGACGAAAUGAACGUAACUGAGGUGUCACUAAAUGACAAUGAAUGCAAUUUAACCGGCAGUUCAAACAGCAGUGAACACAAAUACGAAAUUUGGGAAAAGGUCUUGAUGACAUCAGUGGCAUUAUCACUCAGUCUGGUGACUGUUAUUGGCAAUAGUAUGGUCAUGAUAUCAUUUAAAAUAGAUAAGCAGCUACAGACAAUAUCUAAUCACUUUUUAUUCAGUCUCGCUGUCGCGGAUUUUGCUAUUGGCCUGAUAUCAAUGCCACUGUUUACUAUCUACACAUUACUCGGGUACUGGCCGUUGGGUCCGCACGUGUGUGACACCUGGCUAGCCCUCGACUAUCUCGCCAGCAAUGCAUCGGUACUUAAUCUUCUCAUCAUAAGUUUCGAUCGAUAUUUCUCGGUGACAAGACCUCUCACCUAUCGGGCCAAGAGAACUCCGCACAAGGCAGGCGUUAUGAUUGCUUCUGCAUGGGGAAUUUCUGCAUUACUCUGGCCACCCUGGAUCUACGCCUGGCCUUAUAUCGAGGGCAAGAGAACGGUACCAGAGACAAUGUGUUAUAUUCAAUUCAUCGAGACAAAUCAUUACAUCACCUUUGGCACCGCUAUUGCCGCAUUUUACGUACCCGUCAGCGUUAUGAUAUUUCUUUAUUGGCGGAUAUGGCGGGAAACGGAGAAACGAAAAAAGGACUUGACAAAUCUGCAAGAGGGUAAACAGGACGCCAGCAAACGGAGUAAUUCCAGUGACGAGGCGCUAGAUAUGGAGGGAUACAGACGCGGUCGCAGCGAAUCGAGUACGGGAGCUCACGACGUCGGGUCUACUAAUCUUCCAAUGUCUUAUCUGGAGAAACAUUAUCCUGAUUACAAAAACCACAGGCCGUUUUCAUGGGCAUCUUUAAAAAUGUGGUGCGUCGCGUGGUGGCACAGCGGCCGCGACGACGAUGACGACGACGACGAGAUCGGCGGGACAGAUGUUAGCAGCAGGACUGCGCAUCCCGGUUGCGAGGAAACAUUGACGCCAGUGUCCGCCGAAACGCCGUUUACCGAUGGUCAAACUCUUGACGGUAUUUCAGCGAGCACACAGUUGACCAGCGAGCAUCAAGAUUACCGUAGAUCCCAGACGUCUAGUCAACUCAGCAAAGACGUUUCCGGAGAUAAAGUCUACACUAUUGUGAUAAAUGUGGUGCCAAAUGAACCAGGUAGGAUACGUUUGUACGACGACGUGAUGUUUCACGUCCCUCAAACGAGCAGUGGAACUGGAGAGGACACUAUCAGCAGGACGAGUCGCCGCGUCGAUUCCCUGUCAAAUCAAUCCAACACGAUGAUACGUCGGCCAUCCCAGAUGCCGGACGUCAGGUUGCCUCUCAACAAGAAUGCCAACAAACCUGGUGGUGUAAAUGCUGGUAAAGUUAUAGUCACAAAACAGCCGAAUAAAAAGAAAAAAAGUCGUGCGCAGGAUAAAAAAGCCGCGAAAACAUUGUCCGCUAUUUUGGCGGCAUUUGUUAUCACCUGGACACCCUACAAUAUUCUUGUACUGCUCAAGCCCCUUACUAAGGCGUGUGUCGUCGAGAUACCCGAGGAACUUUGGUCUUUUUUUUACUAUCUUUGCUAUAUUAACAGUACUGUUAAUCCGGUAUGUUACGCUCUGUGCAAUGCAACUUUCAGACGAACUUACGUUAGAAUUCUCAAGUGCAAGUGGCAAAGCAGAAACAGGGGCGCCGGGAGAGCCUACUGUCCAUCGUAAAUCCAGCAUUUAUAUUUAUUAUUUACUAUUAUUACUAUUAUAUAUAAUCAGUAUAUCAGAUUUAUUUGUCAACUGGCUCAGCUCGAUCACUUAUCGAGUUUAAUUUUCCCGGAAAUUUUAAAUUGGUAAAUAAAAUACGAUGUGACGAUGAGAACUGAGACAAUUAUCGUCGGACAAUCGUUCGAAUUAAAUUUAAAAAAAAUUAUAAAUAAACAAAUAUAUAAAAGACUUGUCAUAUUUGGCUUAAUAAAUAUAUGAGUGAUUUGAAAUUUUUUACACCCGAUCUUACGGACUUUAUUACCAUAAAUAUUCUAGUGGAGUCGGCGCGAUAUUAAAAAAGUAAACAAUAAUAGUAAUAAUAAUUAUUAUAAAAAAAUAAUAAUUAAUAUAAAUAUUUAUAAUUGAUAAUUGAUAUAAAUGUUAUAUAAAAAAAUCUCAUAUUAAAUACGAAUCAUAUGACCGACAACGCAAAGUGAGAUACUGCCAUGGAAAUUAUGCACGUAAAUUUUUUUUUAAUCCACAAAUUGUUUAUACUUCGUAUCAAGGGAUGUAGUGCAACUACUGGCAGAUUAAAUUUAAAAUGUUUACUUGUUUGAUUUUAGUUUAUUUACUUUUUAUGGGAUUAAUAAUACAGAUGGUAAAUUUAAAAACGAUAAAUCCGCACAAAAAUACUAAAACUAUUUAAGCGAAAGGUAAAUAAAGGAAAGAAAAAUAUAAAAGUAGUUUUUAAAAAAAUAUAAUUUUAAAUUUAAAUAACGUGUGAAUCAGUAAGAGCGAGUGGGUGGGUAACUGAGGGAGUGAAUGGUAAAAAAAAAAUAAUAAUAAUAUAAAAGCAAGAGAAUAAUUAUUUGAGUGUACGGUAAUAGAUUUAUUAACAAGUCGCAACGACGUAAAUUUCAUUGUACAUUAUAAGCCCGUAGCAAGUGAUAUAAAUUAAUAUAAUAAUAAUAAUAUUAAUAAAUGAAUAAAAAAAAUAUAUAAUAAUAAUAAUAAAUAAAUUGUAAAUGAAUGUUCUAAAUGUAAAACUCACGGAGAAGUGCUGUGGAGUAUCAGAGAUUAAUAUAGUAAAAGCAGAAGCAAACGGUGGAGUGGCAGGAAAUAUACCGUCAGUUUAAUAGGAGUCGUUGAUGAGAGGAAAUAAUGUUAAGAAUAAAAAAAAAAUAUAAUAUAAUAUAUAUUUAUUAUAUAUACGAGUUUGAAAAAGAAGGAAAACUACUACACAAAAUCGAUUGCUUCCGUACUGAAUUUUGUUUGUUUGAAAUUAAUAUUUUAUUGUUUAUAAUUAAUGUAAAUUAAAAUACAUUAUUUACAAGAAUAAAAACAAAUUUUUUAGUAAAAUCAUUAAAAAAUAAAUAUAAAUUUUCGAAAAGCUCUUCCGCGAUGUGGCAGAUGUCACUAGUGGCCGCGCCUCUCACAAGUGCUUGUCGUGGUGUCAGUUUAUAAAUAAAUAAACACUUCCAAGUGGGGGAAAUUAUUUAUGUAUCUCUAGGAAAUGUAUGAACGGGGUACAAGAUCAUUGUUGCAAUGAAUUUGUUUAUUAUCAUAAUUAUAAAAAAUUUUGGGUACGUUUUUAAAAAAAAUUUCGUGGUUAAAAAAUUACAGUCGGUCCAUUAACUCGGAGAUUUAGUCUACGGAGCAGCGGAAAUUUUGAAUUUUCGAGUUAACGGAUUCCCCUUCUCCUUGAAAAAGUAAACUGACGCAUGCGCUUUUACAUCACAUGAAUGAUGCAUAAAUUUUCACACAUACAAAUGUAUAACAUCGGGUGGGAAAUCGUAGCUCGUAGUGGGGGUCAAGAUUCAGGGGAAGUUCCGAAAUGGAGCCCGAAUUAAUGGAGCGACUGUACAAAAUAAAAAAAAAAAUAUAAAUUUUUGAAAAGCUCUUCCGCGAUGUGGCAGAUGUCACUAGUGGCCGCGCCUCUCACAAGUGGUGUCAGUUUAUGAAUAAACACUUCCGAGUGUUUGAAAUAAAUGAUGUAUUUUCAGGAAAUGUAUGACCGGAGUAGAGAUGAUUCUUGUGAUAAGUUUGUUUAUUAUCAUAAUUAUAAUUAUAAUAAUUUUGGGUACGUUUUUAAAAAAAUUUCGUGGUUUAAAACUACGGGUUACGGGAUAGUAGUAGAAGUGAGUCUUCUGCCAUGCCGAGGAUUAGUGGAUAAUCCGUACUGAAUAACAUUUUUAUUCUAAUUAUACGUGCCAAACAAAGCUUUAAAGAAAAUAAAUAAAGAAAAAAAAACUAAUAUCGACGUAACGAAUUUGUGACGCGUUAAUAAAAUAAUAAUAAUAAUAAAAUGCUUUAGGAAUUUCCAGUUUGAACGGUUACCGUUAUCGAUUGUAGUUCGACAAGGUUGUGCGAUCAUUUAGUCAUACUUAUAUGGAUCCAAAAAAAAAAAUAUAAAUAUAAUUAACUAAUUAAACAAAUAAAUAAAACAAACAAAUAAACAUAUUUAUACGUUAUACAAAUAUAUAGUAAUAAAUAAUUAAUAAAGUAUAAAAAAAGACAGGGGCGGGUUUAAAAUUUUAAAAACACCGCGGGCGUUGGUGAAGAUGUUGAUUUUUAGUUUUGUAUACGCUAACGCGGUUUUUCAUUAUUAAGAACAACAAGAGCCCUGAUUCGAAGUGUCUUACGGUUGCAUUACGUCUAGUGGACUAGACAUACUUCGAACAAGUACAACUAAACAAGUAAAUAGACGAGAAUAAAAAUAUAAGAGCAAGAAUAAGAAGAAAAAGAAGGGAGAGACCGAGGGUGGGAAAAGAAGAAGCUGAAAAUGAUGGCGAUGGAGACGGAGAAAAAGGUCAACUUGAACUUAUAUAUUACUUUACUACUUCUCUUUUAUCACGUUUAUCCACUUUUAUAAGCACUCGUGAGACUUUUCAACCAGGGUUUUUUUUUAUCCGACUUACUGUAACAGUCGGGGAAAUUAUUUUCAUGGGUACACCCACUAAAUACAGACAUUGUAUACAAACAAACAAACUUACAUUUAAUACAUAUACAAACGCACACAAAAAUAUAUAUGCAUAUACUCAUGUAUGUAGUAUAUAUAUAUACAAAUAUACAUAGUCAUAUUAACGAUGCCCAAGGGGUUUAAACACGUGGGUGCAAUUGUACAGCGUGGGAAUUGCACAUCCGUGUACUGUACCGCGAUUAUACACAAGUACACAUUUACGCACAAAAUUUUAAAUAAUAAUUAAUAAAUAAAUAAAACAAAUAAUGGGUACUCAGGCCAUUCUCAGACAGUGUCCCCACUUUUUAAAAAUUUUCUGUGACCCAACUGUCAGCGUAUCAAAAUUUUAUCAUUAAUUGAAAAAAGGAGAACGUAGAAGUGAUUUUGCUGAGGUAUAGAUUUUUAAAAAAAUUACUUAAAAUUGAUAUCAAUUUGGAGCCAAACGAAAUUUAUUGAAUAAAUUUUAGCCUACAAAAUUUUAAAAUUCGAAUUUAAAAAUUGACAUGAAAGUUUUACUGUCAUUGAAAAUUUUUAAAAAGUCCACGGAAAAAAAUAAUCGGUAGCUGCAAACGAUUAAUUUUUGGUAGCUGCUACUGAUUAUUUUGGUAGCUGCCAUCAGUUACUUCGGUAGCUGUUACCAAUUUUUUUUUCGGUAGCUGCUACCGAUUAUUUCGGUAGCUGCCACCGGUUACUUCAGUAGCUGCCACUGAUUACUUCGGUAGCUGCCACUGAUUACUUCGGUAGCUGUUACUGAUUAUUUUUUUUCAAGUGGGAGGUACUGUCUGAAAAUGGCCUUAAAAAUGUGAAUGUGCCCAAUAGUUUCUACCUGUCUGCGCUUCUCGAGCACGAGAGAUGUGCGAUUGUAUUGUACUUUUUUUAAAAAGUAAUAUUUAAUAUUAAUAUUAAUAAAAAUAAAUAUACAUUAUAAAUAUAUCUAUACAGACAUAUGUAUAUUCUAAACACCGAUGUACUCAGUCUAUGUUUAUAUACGUGUUUUAUAUUAAUAAAAAUAAAAUAAAAUUGUGAGAAGCGAUAAUGGAGGUAAAAAGAUUUAAAUGAAUUUUUGUCACGAGUAAUGCAAAUGCAGAUAAAUUAUAGAGUGAUUACUUCCCAACAUACAGAAAAAAAACUACAAAUAAAUAAUAAAGUAAAAGAGAACUGUAAUUACUUAUUGUAAAAGCAACGACAGGUAUUUAUUGUAUAGACAAAAAAAAUAAAAUACAAAAUAAAUAAUAAUAAAAUAAUUUAUUUGUCGCGAGGUGUAAAAUUGAAGAGCGUAAUUUUAAAAAUGGUGAUAUUGUGUCACUGUUACAAAUAAAACAAAUAUAAAUACAACUGUAGGCCAAGUGGAAAGAGAGAUAAAUAAAAAAAAAUAAAAUCUAAUA
Microplitis mediator is the source of this 8507-nucleotide messenger RNA. RefSeq names its product muscarinic acetylcholine receptor DM1 (gene mAChR-A). Lineage: Eukaryota; Metazoa; Arthropoda; Insecta; Hymenoptera; Braconidae. Gene Ontology annotation, biological process: G protein-coupled receptor signaling pathway, coupled to cyclic nucleotide second messenger; chemical synaptic transmission; adenylate cyclase-inhibiting G protein-coupled acetylcholine receptor signaling pathway. Gene Ontology annotation, molecular function: G protein-coupled serotonin receptor activity; G protein-coupled acetylcholine receptor activity. The record is from RefSeq and is a predicted model, not a curated record. The transcript has 6 exons. Bases 2448 to 4184 code for a protein of 578 amino acids. Gene Ontology annotation, cellular component: dendrite; synapse; plasma membrane.